This is a messenger RNA of Synchiropus splendidus (mandarinfish), 7104 nucleotides long. It is a transcript of the gene cadpsb, whose product is annotated as Ca2+-dependent activator protein for secretion b. The transcript is spliced from 33 exons. Lineage: Eukaryota; Metazoa; Chordata; Actinopteri; Syngnathiformes; Callionymidae. The record is from RefSeq and is a predicted model, not a curated record. Gene Ontology annotation, biological process: dense core granule exocytosis; positive regulation of exocytosis; synaptic vesicle exocytosis. The coding region runs from base 223 to 4368 and encodes 1381 amino acids. Gene Ontology annotation, cellular component: glutamatergic synapse.
CCACGUCAGCAUCGACGCGUUCUCGGCGCAGGCGGAGGAUGCUCAGUGUGAAGCGGACCACUCUCGCUGCUCACAUCUCCCACAACUCCCGGGCCUAUCUUGACCUGACUUCGCUGCUUUUACGCUAGUGGUUUGACGUCCAGGUGCAUGCAGUAGCGGGGUGAGAAAAGCGGCGUGCGUUCAGAUCUUUGCGGUUCACUCGGCAGCUCAGACCGACUCAAGAUGUUAGACCCGUCGUCCAGCGAGGAGGAAUCGGACGGAAUAGUAGAGGAGGAGAGCAAAGAGGCGAUGGCACCUCAGGCCGGAUCCCGCAUCUCCCCGAGCCGGACCAGCGACAGCUCGGGCGGGCUCGCGCCCAGCAGCAGCCGCGGCAGCGCCCGUCCGACAAGCCCGAGCCCCUCCGCCGCCAGCGAGGAGAAGGAGGACCUGGAGAAGCUGCAGCGGGAGGAAGAAGAUCGUAAAAAGAAGCUGCAGUUGUAUGUUUUUGUCAUGCGAUGCAUCGCGUAUCCCUUCAAUGCCAAGCAGCCCACAGAUAUGGCGAGGCGACAGCAGAAGAUAACCAAGCAGCAGCUCCAGCAGACGAAGGAUCGCUUCCAGGCCUUUCUCAAUGGAGACACGCAGAUUGUGGCGGAUGAAGCCUUCAUCAAUGCUGUGCAGAGCUACUAUGAGGUGUUCCUGAAAAGCGACCGUGUGGCCAAGAUGGUCCAGAGUGGCGGGUUUUCGGCCUCCGACUGCAGAGAUGUUUUCAAAAGGCACAUUGAAAAACGCGUGCGAAGCUUGCCGGAGAUCGACGGCCUGAGCAAGGAGACGGUGCUCAGCUCCUGGAUGGCCAAAUUCGACACCAUCUACCGCGGGGACGAGGAUCCUCGCAAAGCCCAGCAGCGAAUGACGGCCAGCGCGGCAUCUGAGCUCAUCCUCAGUAAGGACCAGCUGUACGAGAUGUUCCAGAACAUACUCGGCAUCAAGAAGUUUGAGCACCAACUGCUUUACCAAGCCUGUCAGCUGGACAACCUGGACGAGCAGGCGGCUCAGAUUAGAAGAGAGCUGGACGGCCGUCUUCAGAUGGCCGACCAGAUUGCACGGGGUGGCAAGUUCCCCAAAUUUGUGUCCAAAGAUAUGGAAGCCAUGUACAUCGAAGAGCUGAAGUCCUCAGUGAACCAGCUGAUGGCGAAUCUGGAAAGCAUGCCCGUGUCCAAGGGCGGAGAGUUCAAACUGCAGAAGCUGAAGCGCGGGCACAACACCUCCAUCAUUGACAUGGGCCAGGAGGAUGAAAACACGCUGUCCAAGUCAGAUGUGGUCCUCUCCUUCACUUUAGAGGUGGUGAUCAUGGAAGUGCAGGGACUGAAGUCUCUGGCUCCCAACAGGAUUGUCUACUGCACCAUGGAGGUGGAGGGUGGAGAGAAACUGCAGACCGACCAAGCAGAAGCAUCCAAACCCACCUGGGGCACCCAAGGGGACUUCACAACCACACACCCACUGCCGGCUGUCAAGGUGAAGCUGUUUACGGAAAGCACAGGAGUGCUGGCACUGGAAGACAAAGAGCUGGGAAGGGUUGUCCUCCACCCGACUCCAAACAGCCCGAAGCAAUCGGAGCUCCACAAGAUGACUGUGACCAAGGCUUGCCCUGACCAAGAUCUGAGGAUCAAACUAGCCAUUCGCAUGGACAAGCCACAGAACAUGAAACACUGCGGGUACCUUUGGGCAUUUGGAAAGAAUGUGUGGAAGCGCUGGAAGAAGCGUUUCUUUGUCCUUGUCCAGGUGAGUCAGUACACGUUUGCCAUGUGCAGCUAUCGAGAGAAGAAGUCUGAACCGCAAGAGCUUCUGCAGCUGGAUGGCUACACAGUGGACUACAGCGACCCACAACCGGGCUUGGACGGUGGCAGGGCUUUUUUCAAUGCGGUCAAAGAAGGAGACACUGUGAUCUUUGCCAGCGAUGACGAACAGGAUCGCAUCCUGUGGGUUCAGGCCAUGUAUCGGGCCACCGGCCAGUCGCAUAAGCCGGUCCCGCCCACUCAGGUCCAGAAACUGAAUUCCAAAGGGGGUGCGUCGGCCCAAAUGGAUGCUCCCAUAUCUCAGUUCUAUGCUGACAGAGCUCAGAAGCAUGGCAUGGAUGAGUUUAUCUCCGCUAACCCCUGUAGCUAUGACCACGCCUCGCUGUUUGAGAUGGUGCAGCGACUCACGUUGGACCACAGGCUCAACGACACCUUCUGCUGUUUGGGAUGGUUCAGCCCGGGCCAAGUGUUUGUACUGGACGAGUACUGUGCCAGGAACGGGGUUCGGGGUUGCCACAGACAUCUGUGUUACCUGCGUGACCUCCUGGAGAGAGCAGAGAGCGGCGCUAUUAUUGACCCCACUCUGCUGCACUACAGCUUUGCUUUCUGUGCCUCCCAUGUCCAUGGGAACAGAGAGGGAUGCAAUUACUGGGGGCCGCUGGGCUAUGAGCCCCUUCUUUCCCCAAAGAGUUCCCAGGACCUGAAUCCUGACUCUUCUAAACGAGCAUGCAUAUUCAAGUUUAGAAAGAAAAGAGAGUCCAAAAGCCAACUAUUGCAAGGCCCUAAAAGGCCAGACGGUCUGAGCACAGUGAAGGUGGACGAGAAGGAAAGAUUUGAAGAUAUCAAAGAGCGGUUGCGUGUUAUAUUGGAAAAUCAGAUUGUAAAUUUCAGAUAUUGUUUCCCCUUCGGCCGUCCAGAGGGAGCGCUAAAAGCUACUUUAUCUUUGCUGGAAAGGGUUCUCAUGAAGGAUAUUGUGACACCGGUUCCACCCGAGGAGGUCAAAGGAGUAAUCCGUAAAUGUUUGGAACAAGCAGCCCAGCUCAACUAUCAGCGGAUUAAAGAUUACGCCAAAAUUGAAGUUGAAAAAGGGCAAAAGGAUCAGAAGGAUCCAGAGAACGUAGGCCGCUUAGUCACACCGGCCAAAAAGCUGGAGGAAACAAUUCGCCUGGCGGAGUUAGUCAUAGAAGUCCUCCAGCAGAACCAGGAACACCAUGCGGAGGCGGCAGUCACAAGUUCUGGAGAUCAAUCGGCCUUCGCUUGGUGGACAGAUCUCAUGGUGGAACAUGCAGAGAACUUUCUUGCCCUUUAUGCCAUCGACAUGGAUGCAGCCCUUGAGAUACAGUCCCCGGAGAGCUGGGACAGUUUCCCCCUCUUCCAGCUGCUGAAUGAUUUCCUCCGAACAGACUAUCAUUUGUGCAAUGGAAAAUUUCACAAACACCUUCAAGAUCUGUACGCUCCUCUGGUGGUUAGAUAUGUGGAUCUGAUGGAGUCCUCCAUCGCACAGUCCAUUCACAAGGGCUUUGAGCGCGAGUCCUGGGAGCCUGUAAAGAGUUUAACAAGUAAUCUGCCCAAUGUGAAUCUACCAAAUGUCAACCUCCAAAUUCCCAAAGUACCAAAUCUGCCCGUGCCAGUAGCAGGACUAUCAGUUAACCUUCCAACAAUGCCUAGCUUUUCUACCCCAUCAUGGAUGGCUGCUAUAUAUGACUCUGAUAAUGGCUCUGGGACAUCAGAAGACCUCUUCUGGAAGCUGGAUGCGCUCCAAACUUUCAUCAGGGACCUGCACUGGCCAGAGGAGGAGUUUGCUAAGCAUCUGGAGAGUCGCAUAAAGCUGAUGUCCAGUAACAUGAUCGAGAACUGUGUGAAGCGCACAAGGAUGGCGUUUGAGUCCAAGCUAGCCAAGAGCAGCAAGUCCACAGACUUCCGCAUCUCACCGACAUUAUGCACCAUGUUUAAUGUGAUGGUGGACGCCAAGGACCAGUCGGCCAAAUUGUGCGCGAUGGAGAUGGGACAAGAGAAACAGUUUCACUCUCAGAUUGAUGAGCUGAUAGAGGAAAGUGUGAAAGACAUGAUCCAGCUCCUGGUUGCAAAGUUCGUCGCCAUUCUGGAGGGCGUGUUGGCCAAGAUAUCCAGAUAUGACGAAGGCACACUCUUCUCCUCAUUCCUGUCUUUCACGGUGAAAGCCGCAUCAAAAUAUGUGGAUGUCCCUAAACCCGGGAUGGAUGUAGCUGACGGCUACGUGACCUUUGUCCGCCACUCUCAGGACAUGCUCCGUGAUAAGGUCAAUGAGGAGGUGUAUAUAGAAAGGUUAUUUGAUCAAUGGUACACUGCCACCAUGAACCUGCUGGGGACUUGGCUGACCGAGCGCAUGGACCAGCAGCUGCACGUUUACCAGCUGAAGAUCCUGAUCAGGAUCACCAAGAAAAAAUACCGGGACUUCCGCCUACAGGGCGUCCUGGACUCCACCCUCAACAGCAAGAUGUACGACACCGUGCGGAACCGACUGACGGUGGAAGAGGCCACUGCCUCAGUGAGGGAAGGAGGCAUGCAGGGCAUCUCCAUGAAGGACAGUGACGAGGAGGACGAAGAGGACGACUAGAGCACCCCCUUCCCCGACCCCACCCCUGUCACACUUUUGACUUUAGCCUGGUGACCAAUGCAUGCACCAACUCAGAUAGCCACUCUAGGACCUCUUGUCAGCUCGAAAAUGCCUAUGAAGGAUCUAUUAACUGUAAAAAAUAGUACUUAUACCGAGGACAUACAAUGUUUAAAAAUAAGAUUGGCAGUUUUAGCUGUGAUAUGAUACAGAUAGCACCUAUCUUGGAUUCAUUUCUAAAUUCAUUUCUAUGUGUUACUAAGCAAUAUGGAGAACCAUUUGUUUGACGAUGUUGAGUGAGAUUAUUAGGUGUGUCCCUGUCCAAUGCAAAACCUAUAUGGCGCUUCUUUGUCGUAACUACAUUCAUUAAUGGUACAUUGUCGUGAUGACGAGCGUGUGGACCCUUUUCUUUGUCUUGUCUGUUUUUAAGUGAAUGCCAACUGCUUUGAAAAAUAAACCUCUGUAUUUGUUUACGGCUGUCGCAGAUACAGAUCUCCUCGCUGGCACCAACACCACCAACAGUCUGCGUUCAUGUGUCGACGCGACCAGAUGUCACCUCCUGUGAAUAAACUUGGACACGGGUUCGGCAUGAACUUUCAGCGGGAGAUGCAAUACGCUCCAUUUUGAUAACUCGGGAGAUUCUAUUUUUAUUUCCGCAUUAAAAAAAAAAAAAGAAAAGCUUGAAACAGGUUCUAUUUUAAUUGAGUUGCACUUUUACAGGAAAAAAUGUUUUUUUUUAUUCGAGAACAAAAAAAAAAAAAUGUUGGUCCGUCUUUGUUGUGUAAGUGUAGAAUGAGAUGUCUGGCAUUUGUUUGGGUCUCACUGUUGUUCUGUAUAUAUGAUAUAAAUAUAUAUAUAUAAAUAUAAAAACGCUGUACAUUGCAUUCUGAGCCAUUGCUGCAUGCUCGUGGGUUCCCACCCUCCCCAACGCUUUCUGUUUUCUGUGUCGAUUAGCUGGUGGAUUUAUUCUUGCUUUUGCCUUAUGAACGCCAACAGUUGUAAUAUGCAAGAGCUGUGGCCACAAAAUAAAAAUUAAUGUACAUGUGCAUUAUUUGUCGUGUUUAACCGCACCCGGCAUAUUUGUGUUUUACGCAUUUAAGUUCAUACCGACACCUUUGAUGUCUCUGCAUGGUCUCAUUGACCUUUGUGUUUGGCCUUUCAUCUCAAAAUAUAUAGAUGCCAGCUCACCAGUGUGUGAGGGGUACCACAGGUAUGUACUAGUAUGAGCCUUAGAAAAACCUUUUUCUGUGAAAAAUGACCCAGCCAGAGUUGUGGUUUAGCAUGAGCUACGUACCAUUGGAAACUUCAGUAAUAGAUGAGUCAAAAGGAAAUGAUUGUUAGCAUGACGCACAAGACGCCUCUGUCGCACGAGGUGGUGAAUACGAACCUGGUACCAACACUUCCUUUUGAGGAACCUUCAGUUACAUCAUCACAGGCUUCUCGCACGCAUGUCUCAAUCACCUCUUCUGUGUCUGCUGAGGAUCGUCAUCCCACUUGUGACACCAUUUUUCACAACACCUGUCACUUCAUGGUGCAGUUGUGGGAGAACUUACAUCGUUUGAGGAUAACAAAUUCAACCUUUGCUGCUACCCAGGACACUGAAACCAAGAUUUGAAAGUUUUCAAAAACUGAGGGCUCCGAAAAAAAGAGACAUUUAGGCGGAAUUAUUGUCUGCCACCAGCGAGGCAAUGUGUGAAGGAGGAAAGAGUUGGGAGGCAGUCGAGCACGAGUCACCCAGGAGUUUUGGUCACUUCAGCAUCCACUUUCGACCUCAAAGACAUCCCCACUCCUGACGCAUCCUUUCCGCAGAGAAAGGCACCAUUUUCAAAAAGCAGCUCAUUGGAAUCAGGGGCCGAUCCCAGCUACUUGGGUGAAGAGUCGGGGGGACAAACCACCGGAACGCCGCAAGAAAAUCAUUCCUGACAAAGAUGGACACACAGGUGAAGGGACGGACGUCAAACACACUCACACUCCAAGAGGCAUCCAUUAAAAAUCCAGAGUUUAUUGGAUGUAUAGAAUACAAUAUAGCUAUUAAAUAACACCAUUACACUACAAUAAGAUUAUAUGAAAGCAUCUUGGGAAUCGUCCACUGAGACACCGUCAGUAAAAUAAGUGAGAUGAGGAGCAAAAAUCACGUUUCCUUCACUUUCGUUACAAACACUCAAACCAGCGUCCGGGAGCUCCUCAAGGCGAGCAGGUCUGGAGCCUUCUGAGCCAAAACAUCCAUCAAGUCCGGUCAAAAACCAGCGUGGAGCUCAGAGAAACGGAAAAUCGAAACUCUACCUGGUGAUAAGAAGAUGAUUCUUUAAGAGGGCACUUUACAAACCUCAUCUUAGUAGGAAAAUAUAAACCUUUACAGGAUAUCUUGUUAAUGAGCCACUGGUGCUCAGAAGUUUUUUAAUCAUAGAACAAAAAAUAAAUGAGCAAAUGCAAUGCAAAACAAAUUUCUCUGUGGCACAAACAUCACAAGGUGGACAUGUCUCCAAAUGUUGGAGGGUUUCAUUAUAAUAGGCAAAACUCCUCCGCACUGGAGAAGUUACAAGACAACAGAACCAAAGUGGGAGAUGAGCGACAGAGCUGCGAGUUCUGGAAUGUUGUAGCCAUUCAAAGGUUUGGUCAUCGGACAAAAUCAAAUCUGAAGGUGGGAAUAUAGUUGGAGUGAUUCCUGAGGAGGGAUUAAAAAAAAAACGAAACAAAAAAGCAAGCUUUGCCUUUCAAAUGACACAAACCUAAAAUCCA